GUUGUCAAGGUCACUCCCGGGAGACAGAUCGAUCGACCGACAAGUCAUUGAGCGAAACUCAAUAUCUGACCUGUCGGUACCCAUCCUCAUGGGUCAGUUUGCCUCACAUCUAUUAAGUACCUAGUUUGCUUCAAUAGUGACGAUACAUCGAUAUCCCACCCGAGCACGUUCCGCAGAGUAGACCUUGUUUCUAGAGGAGGUUAAAAUAUUUCCUAGUCGAAUCUAGUCUAUCGUUCAAUCACAACUCUUCGCUCUUCCCCCUUGUACAACGGGAUAUAUGCAUCGGACACUCGUGUUGAAGUUACCGAUACCCACAGUUCGGGUCUGAGAGAGAAACAGGAACACACUCAUUCAGUCACACGGUUCGACUGGUCGAUUAAUACCCGGCGGACCCCCCUGGUAGAAUUCUUAAAAAUUUAUCUUGGCCUUUUCAAACUUAUUAUAUCUUCGUUGGAAGUUCGAAUUUAGACCGAGAAAGUGGGAAUAUUGCCAAAGGCUUGCGAUGCCAUGGAGAACCCUUCGGCACCGCUCGCGGACUACUUCUGGAUUGCGGGCAUCGAAUCCAUAUCGUACCAAGACCUUCCGCCACCAUCUUCUUCUACCCAGGUAGAAGGUACUAUCACCGAGGAUGGCGAACCUGACGAACAUGACGAGAUUUUUACCGAAGCGAUAGCUUCUCCUUCUCCUUCCCCAGCGAAUAAAAGCUUUGCUCGACAUUCCCGCCAGAACUCUACUAACAGACUCUCCAAGGGGUCUUUCACCAACUCCAUUCAUACUCUCGAAGAAUUAGAUGGGAAUACAAGGAGUAAUAGAAGCAGUGCUACGAUUAGAGCCAACCCGGCUCCUGGAGCCUCUGAGCAGGGCGGUUUUCUCGGUGAUUUCGAUUUCGACAAGGCCCUUGUGAAGUUUGCAGCGGAGAGGGAAAACUUCCUCGAGGAUUUGAGCUUUUCGGCGGGCGCUAAGACACAAUCGCGACCGCCAAUGGUGAACCCACGUACUGAAAGGCUUAAAGCUGACGAGCCUGCAACGGGGAGGACGAGUCCGAUGAAAAGUAUUAGGGGAAGCAUUCGUGGUAGUAUAAGGCGGAAGAUAAGCUUUAAGGAUAUGAACAGCGUGCGAAAGCAGCCAACAACUCCGAGACCUGCCUCAAUUAGGACUACCAAGCGAUUGAGCAGUUACAAUGCUGUUAUCCCGCCGCCCGAACCCCUCAAUCUCGAUCCCGAUAUGCACCCCCUAAAACGACGCUUCGAACCCGAACUCCUCGACCGAUACCCUCCACGAAACGACUCAGAAGGCCUAAGCAAGAGAGGCAGGUUUCCCGACUACGUGCCUAUGUUUGCUUUCCCUAAUGAUAUUCAAAUUGUGUCGUCGGACGAGCGGCCAAGAUCUACGUGGCAUGGGUUUACGAUGACAUCGGACGACAACUCUAAGAUAUAUGGCGUAACUGUCAUCAUAUGGACGGCACUUACAACUGAUGUAGCGGAGGAUAUCGAGAGGCGUUGCGAACAUUGGAGGCAGAGGCAUAUGACUGAGGAAGAGCGUGAGCUUGCUGGUAGCCUUGGAGCUCGUCUCGCCGCAGAACGUGCCCAUCUAUCUCAAUUACUUGCCAAGCUUCCGACGAUCCCUUCUGGGUCUUCUGCUCGAGAGACGCUGGAUGACCAGAUUAGUGCAGUGGAAGAGAAAAUUGGACUGAUGACAGAAAUGCUGCGACCCCUGAGACAUGGAGCCGCAUCGAAAAUCGACGGCCUAACCGCUGGUGAAAGUGGUCUCUGGACGCCGCGAGCGUACGGUAUCCUUGGUAGGGAUGCUACGCGUGUUGGCUUCUGGAAGGACUGGCUUCGAGCUGUCAUCGUGCCUAUGACAGACGGUGGGAUCUUGCGGAUACCGCCAAGCUCGCCCCGAGUUGGUCGAUGGCAACCACUAGAGCGCUACGUCGUCAACUUGUGUACUGAGGCAUUUACCCCCCUUGGUUCUAAGACACAAGUUGAGAUCGGUGUGCGUGAAUUGCGUCUAUACGCACGGAAGGAGGCCAUCAAUGAGCUUCCAGGUUCACGGAAUACUGACCUCUACGCUUUAUUCAGAUCACUCUCGCUUGAGAAUAUUGUUACGCUAUUCGAAUAUGCGAUGUCUGAAUCCCGCAUCAUCUUCCUAUCCUCACAUACAGCAAUGCUUCACUUGGCUUCCCACGCCUUGCUCAGCUUGAUGUACCCACUGAAAUGGGCGAGUAUUUUUAUCCCUAUCCUUCCAGCGCGAUUGAUUUCUGCUCUUGACGCGCCAUGCCCCUACAUCGUAGGUAUCGAACGAAGGUACGAUAAUAUCGUACUUCCGGACGAUGACUACGUCUUGGUCGAUCUAGACAAGGACACGAUUGAGUCGCCAGCACUACCGGUUCGCCUACCGAAACAGCACCGGCGAAAACUUCUUUCACUUCUGCAAUAUGCAGCACCCCAUAGUCUACGCUAUGGAGUCACAACGGGACCACCUCCCUAUGCGAUUGAAUCCUUCCCUUACGACUGUUUCUCUGCCGAGAAUGGUGCCCUUUUCAACGAAAAGGCUGCGCCUAGCACGCUGCAUAAAUGGGUUGCGCAAAAUUCUUCGUCUUUUGGAGACUCCGAGCCUUUCGACGCCACGAAGGCGCCAGUGUUCAACGCAUUUUUGCAUGCAAAACCUGAGGGAAGCGAUCGGCCGACCACUAGCAAGUCGAACAAGACUAGCCCUCCAUCAUCCGUGUCCCCCGUUUCUGUGAACUUCCCACCUAUGCCUGCCACACCAAUCUCUAGGAGCGAUUCUGGGUUCGCGCUUUCUUCUACACUGAGGGAGAAGAGAUCGGGUCAUUUUGAUAUGAAAGGGCGCCGCAGCUCCUCUUUCGGUCAAGCACCAGUUCAUCGGCCUCACCCACCCUUCCUGAACGGCCACCAGUCAAACCUAUCCAUCUCAGCUAUUUCGAUUGACUCACAAUCGUCGUAUGGCGGUUACGCUCCAUCGACCUAUGCUCAGUCCACUCUUGCUGCUUCAACAGUGAUGCCCAACAUGCACGUUCAACCAGUACAGAACACCGACUCUACAAUGUGGGUUGAAGGCCAUUGUUUUAACUUCUCUGCUGCUAACGACACGGCCUCGACCUGUGCAAUUUGUGAUGAGCGCUCUGAGGGCGACGGAUGGUAUAAAUGUUCUGGCUGUGGAACAACUGUGCACGGACGCUGCCUAGGAAGCGUAUGCCUCGUCUGCCCGGUCGCCUUCAACGCCGACAAGGUCCGAGCUGCCUUUGUACGUUGUCUCGCAAGCCUACUCUACACAUACCGCAAACAUCUAGGUCGGCCUACGAGGGACCAGAAAAAGAACGGCCAGCUUUAUGGAUUCGACAUGAAUGGUUUUAUUAGAAGCUUGCCGUACGAUCAACAAGAGUACGCUACGAUGAUGAAAGAAACGCAAGUGUUCAAUGAAUUCAUUCAUGAGCGGGAAACCGAACCAGCCACAGAUCCAGAAAUCCGCCUCUUUGACGAGAUUCUUCUUGCCAAGAAAGCCCGAGGUAAAUCUGGGUUGUCUUCGGGGUUGUCCCGCCUCUCGACAAUAAGAGCGUCCCAUGGUGUCUCAGCUUCCCUUCCAGGCCUUCAAAUACCGAGACACAGCAAGGUAGCAUCCUUCUUGACUGAUACAUCUGAUCAUAUAUGGAGGACUGCCAGUGUACCAGUGCCAAAUUCGAAAUUCCAAGGCGACUACCGCUCGGUCACGACAAGAACGCCAUCACGGCUCGACCCUGCAUUAAUGAAGGAACCCCGCGCAAUACAAGGUGUACCACACCCUGAGCAGCGCAGAAGAGGAGUCAUCAGGAAGCAGGUUCCAAGUAUGAUGAUCUCUUCUACCUCUCCUACCUCUCCCACUUCCCCCGGGGGAUCACAAUAACUCGAUUUUGUUGUAUCAACUACCUACAUUUCAAACUCGAGGAUUGCUUUAUUAGAAUGUAACAUUAAGAGGGAUAGGGUCUAUUAGUUUAGCCCCUAUACCAUGUACUAUAACUCUAGGGAGGAUACGCGAUGAACGAAAAAGAAAAGGCAUUGAAGAUUGUUGUUCAUCUACAGAUUCACUUACUCAAAGUUGGCUGUUCAUCAUUUUUAUUUUUUCUUCUAUCUCGAAUCAUUAGCAUCAUCAUCAUCGGACGGCGGUUCCGCAAAGAUUACUUUUACUGGUUUAUGCACACGAUGGAGGAGGAUAAUGUCUACCUUAGCUAACUAAAUUUGUUUUUUUGAACGACUGAGGAGGCGAGAGAAAGAAAGAGAAGUCGGUGGAGAGGAGAGAGGAGAAGAGAAGAGGGGAU
Messenger RNA from Hypoxylon trugodes, 4315 nucleotides. Its product is annotated as DENN-domain-containing protein. The record is from RefSeq and is a predicted model, not a curated record. The coding region runs from base 508 to 3903 and encodes 1131 amino acids. The transcript is spliced from 3 exons. Gene Ontology annotation, biological process: regulation of Rab protein signal transduction. Lineage: Eukaryota; Fungi; Ascomycota; Sordariomycetes; Xylariales; Hypoxylaceae. Gene Ontology annotation, cellular component: cytoplasmic vesicle.